AUGAUGGACAUGUCCGAUAUGACGGCCACGACGUCCACCACGGCCGCUUCCACCAUGGCCAUGGCCAUGUCCACAUCUACCUCGACCAGCUCGUCGAUGGACAUGUCCUCCUCCUCCAUGACCAUGUCCAUGGCCGACAUGGCCAUGACCUUCUUCACCUCGUUCAAAACGCCCCUCUACUCGAACGAGUGGACGCCAUCUUCCCAGGGCCAAUAUGCCGGCACCUGCAUUUUCCUGAUCGUGCUGGCCGUCCUGCUGCGCAUUCUGCUCGCACUGCGGCCCAUCCUCGAGGGCCGGGUGUGGACGGACAGCGUGCAGCAUAGUAUGCUGGGCGAGCAUUUGCCGGAUGCCAGCCACAAAACCAAGCCUGUGCCCGGACUGCAAUUGAGCAUCCAAGAGCUUGGGAGUCGGUGGUCGCGGUGGCGCGUCAAUCCUGCUGCCGGUCGGGCGACGUACGAAUUGGUUGUGUCGGGGAUUGCAUAUUUGCUCAUGCUCGCGGUGAUGACCAUGAAUGUGGGCUAUUUCAUGUCGGUGCUUGGAGGCAUCUGGCUUGGGACCUUUAUUAUGGGCGGAGUGGCCUCGCAGAGCUCCAUGCUGCACUGUUGA
Molecule: messenger RNA, 606 nt
Organism: Penicillium canariense
Lineage: Eukaryota; Fungi; Ascomycota; Eurotiomycetes; Eurotiales; Aspergillaceae
Product: copper transporter family protein
Exons: 2
Coding region: 1-606 (201 amino acids)
Biological process (GO): copper ion transmembrane transport; intracellular copper ion homeostasis
Cellular component (GO): plasma membrane
Molecular function (GO): copper ion transmembrane transporter activity
Source: RefSeq, a predicted model, not a curated record